Anopheles gambiae (African malaria mosquito) is the source of this 402-nucleotide messenger RNA. Its product is annotated as von Willebrand factor-like. NCBI's taxonomy places the organism in Eukaryota, Metazoa, Arthropoda, Insecta, Diptera, Culicidae. Bases 71 to 349 code for a protein of 92 amino acids. The record is from RefSeq and is a predicted model, not a curated record. The transcript is spliced from 2 exons.
AUCGUGUCUGUAGGUUCCCCGAUUUUCCAACACUCUGUAAAACCGUGCCAAUUAUUCGUUCCAUCCAACCAUGAAGGUGGUUGUAGUGCUGUGCUUUUGCCUACUGGCAUUCGGACUGCUCACGACAGUGGGUGCUGCUGACGUGUGCCGCUUCGGUGAACGUUGGCGAUGCGGAAGUGCGGAUUGUGAAAAAAAGUGCGAUACCUUGACCAGCACCACCGAAUGCACCGAACCCUGCACCGAUGGGUGCUACUGUGAACCGGGAUUUGUGCGAGUGGCCGUCGGUAUCUGUUCGCCCCAGUUUGUUUGCCGCUACAAGAACGGUUCGCCUAGACGAGUAUACGCGUAAGCGGGUGUAAGGUCGUUCGGCGUGUAAUUCAAUAAAUGCAUCCCGCAACAUAG